UUUGGUUUCACAGAGAAGCCUUCCUUCAUCGUCUCUUUCUAUCAAAUUUCAUCGUUUCUGAGAAAGGAGAAGUUUUUAUUUAUUUAUUUCAAGUAAGCUUCAAUGGAAGGGAUCACGGAAGGCGUUAACAGUAUGAGCCUAGGCGUUGAUACGCAGAAGAAGAAUCGGAUUCAGGUUUCCCACACCAAGAAACCGUUGUUCUUCUACGUCAAUCUCGCCAAGAGGUACAUGCAGCAGUACACAGAUGUUGAGUUGUCUGCACUUGGAAUGGCCAUUGCUACUGUUGUUACCGUCGCUGAGAUAUUGAAGAACAAUGGUUUUACUGUUGAAAAGAAGAUCAUGACUUCGACUGUGGAUAUCAAAGAUGAUUCAAGGGGACGCCCUGUGCAGAAAGCCAAGAUUGAGAUAACGCUAGCCAAGUCUGAGAAGUUUGAUGAGUUAAUGGCUGCAGCCAGUGAGGAGAAGGAGGCUGCAGAAGCCCAAGAGCAGAGCUGAGAUAUCUUUUUCCAUGUCUCUCUUUCUUAAUGUUUUAAACACUUUGAUUCCGUUAAUUUUUGGCUCAUUUUGAAUGUCAACUUCAAUUUUGUCUUCUCUGCACCUGUGAAAGUUUUUUGUUUGGAGUACCGUAUUAGGUCUAGAAAAGAUUUUUGCAUAA
Messenger RNA from Raphanus sativus (radish), 655 nucleotides. RefSeq lists its product as uncharacterized. Gene Ontology annotation, molecular function: RNA binding. The coding region runs from base 103 to 495 and encodes 130 amino acids. Gene Ontology annotation, cellular component: nucleus. NCBI's taxonomy places the organism in Eukaryota, Viridiplantae, Streptophyta, Magnoliopsida, Brassicales, Brassicaceae. The transcript has 5 exons. The record is from RefSeq and is a predicted model, not a curated record.